Messenger RNA from Coccomyxa subellipsoidea C-169, 657 nucleotides. RefSeq lists its product as hypothetical. The coding region runs from base 1 to 657 and encodes 218 amino acids. The transcript is spliced from 2 exons. NCBI's taxonomy places the organism in Eukaryota, Viridiplantae, Chlorophyta, Trebouxiophyceae, Coccomyxaceae. The record is from RefSeq and is a predicted model, not a curated record.
AUGGGCCUCCAUGGGUGCCACCUACACAAGGGCAACCCUCACCAACACCUCACAGAGACGUCCAACCAGUGUGAGCAUGCCCUUCCCCUACCCGGCAAGGAUAGCUGCUAUUCAGGCGCUGCAUCCAGGAAAGCCGCUAUCCUGGCCUGCGACUGCAGGCGGUACAUCCUGAAUAGCAGCUAUCCUGGGCCGCGCACCUCAACCCGAAAACGCCUAAGUGCCCAGGCUGCUGGGGCAGGCACAAUAGCGGCUAUUCAUACCACCGACAGGCGGCCAGAUAGCUGCUAUUUGACCAGGUGGUUAAUACAGAAAAGCAGCUAUCCUGGAUCGCGCAUAAAUAGCAGCUAUUCACACCACCGAGAGGAGGCCUGGAUAGCUGCUAUUGAUGCCGCCCUGGCAGCCCGAAAUCCACCAAGUCCGAUGAGGGGCCUCCCCUUGUGCGACUUCCCACGAGGUGCCUCGCGAGGCCGGAGCCGUUUCAAGAGCAGUCAGAGGACCCACCUCGACUUCGCCGACGGUCGGCGUCACGGCUCCUCCUCUGAGCUGGGCGUCCGGGCCCGCUUCCAGCCCCGGUUCCUGCAAAAGCAGCUAUUCAGCUCGUGCGGUUCCCAGGCGGGGGGCAGAAUAGCAGCUAUCUGGUCGCGUCUGGUCAAAUAA